AUGGAGAAUAUCAAUGUUUCUAAUAGAAUUGAAAAACCAAAACCUUUAAAAGUUUAUGGACGUCAUCAUUAUGCUUGUACACGAUGUAAAUUAUCAAAAAUCAAAUGUUCAGGAGAAAAACCAGCUUGUUCCAAUUGUAAGAAUAUAAACAAACCUGAAUUAUGUAAAUAUCCUAAAAAAGAUCGAAAAAUCGUCAUUAUGGAUUCUGAAUUGAAUAAAUUACAUGAAAAAGUUCAACAAUUAGAAAAUCAACUUUCUUUAUUGUCUAAUACAACAUCAACAUCAUCAUCAUCAUCAUCAACAGUCACCACAGAAACUACGAUGAAUAGUUUUAUAAUUAGAGAUAAUUUAAAGUUUUUCUUUGAAAAUGAAUAUGAAAAUUAUGAAAUUCAAUUCAAUUUAGUUAAUAAAUGUUUGAAAAGAUUACCUGAUAAAUCAUAUUGUUUAAUAUUAAUUGAAAAAGUAUAUUAUACUUAUAAUCAAGAAUUUUAUUUAAUUGAUAAAAAUGAAAUUCAACCACUUAUAAAUAAUGUUCAUGAAUUAUCAUUACAAAUUUCAAAUCCAAAUUAUAUUCCUUCAAUAACUCAAAUUUCACUUUGUUAUUUUUUCAUUUUAAUUGCAUUUGGUGAACAAUUACUCAAUGUUAAUACUACAGAUACUGAUAAUGAAAAUAAAUAUCCUGGUUUAGAAUAUUAUCAAUAUGCUGAACAUUUAUUUCGAUUAACUAGACCAAAUAUGUGUAUUACUUUUAUUCAAUGUGGUUUAUUAUUAGGAUUAUAUUCAGCUAAUCUUGCUAGAUAUAAUACUGUUUAUAAUUUUUUUGGUAUUGCCACAAGAUCAGCGGUUUGUCAAGGUUAUCAUAGAAAUAAAGAAAUCUUGGAUAUUUCAAAUAAAUCAUCAUUAGAAAUUCAUAAUUUAAAAAUAAUUCAUGAAAAAAUGAAACGACUUUGGUGGACUAUAUUUGUUAUUGAUACUACUUGGAGUACUAAAUCAGUUCAUUUACAAUAUACUGAUACUGAUGUUAAUUUACCAUGUGAAGAUAUAUAUCCAUUAGAUGAUGAUGAAACUACUAAUAAUGAAGGAAUUAUUGAAUCUUUUGAUUUAAAUACAUUAGAAUUAAAUGUUCAUUUAACUAAAUAUGUGGCCAAAUUUAAUCGAUUAAUUUAUGGCCCAAAUAAUAGAACAUUUUCAAUUAAAUAUAUUAAUACUAAUCAAUUCAAUCAAAAACAAUUACUUGAAAACAUUUUGAAUUCAAAUAGUGAAUUAAUUGAUAAUUUUGAAAUUCCUUAUUUAUUACAAUUUAAAAAUUUGAAUUAUUUAAAUCAAUCAAGAAGAACAAUUGCAAAUUUAUUCUUACGUUAUCAUCAAUUAAUUAUUCUGAUUUCAAAACCAUUAUUAUCAGUAAUAAUAAGCAAUACCAACACAUCAUCACUAUCAUCAUCAUCAUCAUCAUCAUCAUCACUACCAACAGCAACAUCUAUUUCUAACAAUUCUUCAUUCAUUUUGGACAAUUUGAAUGCGAUAAAUAAAACUUUAUCAAAAAGUAUUUUCACAUCCUGCGCUACCAUUGAUAUAAUAUCAAGACUUUAUACAAAUAAUAAAAUUUUCAUAUUGGGAUAUUGGGACAGUCAACAUUUAUUUACUGCAAUAAUGAUGUUAAUAAUAGCAUAUGUAAACAACAGUGGUUGUAAUUGUGGUAUUGGUAUAACACCAAUGAUAAAUGAAGAUAAUUUAAUUUAUCCACCACAAUUAUUUAGAGGAAUUUCAUUAUUAAAAUUCAUGGCUAAUAUGGGAAAUAUAAAUGCAAAAUUGAAAAUGGAAAAACUUUAUCAAAUUAAUUCAUUAAUUCCAAAUCCAAUUGAUUUAAAUAAUUGUAAUAUUGAAAAUACUAUAUUUGAUUAUGUUGAUUAUUAUACAAAUCCUCCUUAUACUUCUCCCACCCCACCACCACCACCACCAAUAACAACACAAUCAUCAAAUAUUAUAGAACAAGAUGAUGGUUCAUUAGAAGUAUCUUCAAAUUUAAAUAAUCCAAUUAAUUCAAUUCCUUAUCUUCCUGAAAGUUAUACUUCUACAUUAAAAGGAUUUGAUAAAUUGACAAAUAACUUAUUCAAUCAGCAACAACAACAACAUCAUCAUCAUCAACAACAGCAAGAUAAUAAUAACAUCAAUUAUAGAGAUUUUUAUAUAUCAUUAAUUAAUCUUAUACAAUCAUGGGAUAACUAA
Messenger RNA from Candida tropicalis MYA-3404, 2226 nucleotides. Its product is annotated as Zn(II)2Cys6 transcription factor. Gene Ontology annotation, molecular function: DNA binding; zinc ion binding; DNA-binding transcription factor activity, RNA polymerase II-specific. Gene Ontology annotation, biological process: DNA-templated transcription; regulation of DNA-templated transcription. NCBI's taxonomy places the organism in Eukaryota, Fungi, Ascomycota, Pichiomycetes, Serinales, Debaryomycetaceae. Bases 1 to 2226 code for a protein of 741 amino acids. The transcript has a single exon. The record is from RefSeq and is a predicted model, not a curated record.